Messenger RNA from Phacochoerus africanus (Common warthog), 2132 nucleotides. It is a transcript of the gene SLC28A1, whose product is annotated as solute carrier family 28 member 1. The record is from RefSeq and is a predicted model, not a curated record. Gene Ontology annotation, biological process: pyrimidine nucleobase transport; cytidine transport; uridine transmembrane transport. NCBI's taxonomy places the organism in Eukaryota, Metazoa, Chordata, Mammalia, Artiodactyla, Suidae. Gene Ontology annotation, cellular component: membrane. Gene Ontology annotation, molecular function: pyrimidine- and adenosine-specific:sodium symporter activity. The transcript is spliced from 18 exons. The coding region runs from base 1 to 1947 and encodes 648 amino acids.
AUGGAGGACAAUACACCGAGACAGAGAGACCCCAUCUCUCUCACAUCAGUGGCCAAUGGUUUGGAGAACAUGGGGGCCGAGCUGCUGGAAAGCCUGGAGGAAGGCCGGACCCCUGGCAGCGACUCAAGCCCAGCGGAAGUGGGAGGCAGCUGGAGCAAUGCUGGCCCAGAGCCCUUGGGACGGUGGAGGAGCCGGCAGCCAGCGCUGAGAGUGAGACGCUUCUGCAGGGAGCACACACAGCUGUUUCGAUGGAUCUACACAGGCCUGCUCUGUACUGCUUUCGCUGCCUUUCUGCUGAUUUCCUGCCUCCUGGAUUUCCAGAGGGCCCUGGCAUUGUUCGUCCUCUUCUGUGUGGUCCUCUUCUUCCUGGCCCACAGCCUGCUGAAGAGGCUGCUGGGGCCAAAGCUGCUGAGGUGUGUCAAGCCUCUGAGGCAUCCCUGCCUGAACCUCUGGUUUGAGAGGGGUCUAGCCCUUGCUGCUUUCCUGGGCCUGGUCCUGUGGCUGGUUCUGGACACUGCUCAGCGGCCUGAGCAGCUAGUGUCCUUUGGAGGAAUCUGCGUGUUCAUCCUCCUCCUCUUUGCUGGCUCAAAGCAUCACCGUGCAGUGUCUUGGCGGGCUGUAUCCUGGGGUCUUGGACUACAGUUUGCACUUGGACUCUUUGUCAUCAGAACAGAGCCAGGAUUUAUUGCAUUUCAGUGGCUGGGCGACCAGAUCCAGAUCUUCCUGAGCUACACUGAGGCCGGCUCCAGCUUCGUGUUUGGGGAAGCUCUCAUCAAGGAUGUCUUUGCUUUUCAGGUUUUGCCCAUCAUUGUUUUCUUCAGCUGCGCCAUGUCAGUUCUCUACUAUGUGGGUCUCAUGCAGUGGGUGAUCCUGAAGAUCUCCUGGCUGAUGCAGGCCACCAUGGGUACCACGGCCACAGAGACCCUGAGUGUGGCUGGAAACAUCUUUGUGAGUCAGACCGAGGCUCCUCUGCUGAUCCGGCCCUACUUGGCAGACAUGACACUCUCCGAAAUCCACGUUGUCAUGACCGGAGGCUACGCCACCAUUGCCGGCAGCCUGCUAGGCGCCUACAUCUCCUUUGGGAUCGAUGCCGCCUCCUUGAUUGCUGCCUCGGUGAUGGCCGCCCCUUGUGCCUUAGCCCUCUCCAAGCUGGUCUACCCAGAGGUGGAGGAGUCAAAGUUUAAGAGGGAGGAAGGAGUGAAACUGACCUACGGAGAUGCUCAGAACCUCUUAGAAGCAGCUAGCAGUGGGGCUGCCAUGUCCGUGAAGGUGGUGACCAACAUCGCAGCCAACCUGAUUGCCUUCCUGGCUGUGCUGGCCUUCAUCAAUGCUGCCCUCUCCUGGCUGGGAGACAUGGUGGAUGUCCAGGGGCUCAGCUUCCAGCUCAUCUGCUCCUACGUCUUGCGGCCUGUGGCCUUCUUGAUGGGUGUGGCCUGGGAGGACUGCCCAGUGGUGGCUGAGCUGCUGGGGAUGAAGCUGUUUCUGAACGAGUUUGUGGCAUAUCAGGAGCUCUCCGGGUACAAGCAGCGCCGCCUUGCAGGGGCUGAGGAGUGGGUUGGCUCCAGGAAGCAGUGGAUCUCUGUCAGAGCAGAAAUCCUCACAACGUUCGCCCUCUGUGGAUUUGCCAACUUCAGCUCCAUUGGGAUCAUGCUGGGCGGCCUGACCUCCAUGGCCCCGCAGCGGAAGGGCGACUUCUCCCAGAUUGUGCUCCGGGCACUCUGCACCGGGGCCUGUGUGUCCCUGGUGAACGCUUGUGUGGCAGGGAUCCUCUACGUGCCCAGGGGGGCUGAGGUUGACUGUGUGUCCUUCCUGAACACGACCCUCAGCAGCAGCAGCUUUGAGGUGUACCAGUGCUGCCGCCAGUUCUUCCAGAGCACCAGCCUGGAGUUCAGCCCAGAGGCCCUGGACAACUGCUGUCGAUUUUACAAUCACACGAUCUGUGUAUAGCAGGGACAGGACAUCUGUGUGCCUUCAGGGGGCUUUUCUUUCCUUGGAAACAGCUGUCCCCAUCUUUCUCUCACCAGCUUCCCCCUUGGGGAAGCCACCAGGCUUGGACUUACCUCAGAUUGAGAAGACCCAUGGGGAGAAUGGGCAGAGUAUAUAAGUGAGUGAGGGGAGUUCCUUUCAUGGCA